Molecule: messenger RNA, 330 nt
Organism: Cooperia oncophora
Lineage: Eukaryota; Metazoa; Nematoda; Chromadorea; Rhabditida; Trichostrongylidae
Source: the annotation of a GenBank genome assembly
AUGCUCCUGUCACGAGGUGGCGGUUCAUGUUACAACUGUGGAGAGGCUGGGCACUUCUCACGUGAAUGUACGCAACAACGUGACGGUGGACGUGGAGGAGGUGGAUACAGAUCUCGCGGCCAGGAGUGCUAUCAGUGUGGAGGACAAGGUCAUUUCGCUCGCGAGUGUCCUUCAGGAGGUGGCGGCUUCCGUGGUGGUCAAAAAUGCUACAACUGUGGAAAACCUGGACAUAUCUCACGAGAUUGUAACGAGAGUGGCUCAGCAGAUUCGAAACGCUGCUACAAAUGCCAAGGAUCCGGUCACAUUUCUCGCGAUUGUCCCCAACAGUAG